AAUCUCCCGGCUUUACUUCCAAUUCAAAACAAGAUUCCCGGAAGGAGGAUAAAAGCAGCUCGGAGUGAGAAGAGGAAAAGUACCGUGCUGUGUCAAAUCGGAUACCCAGUCAGUGGCGAGGCUGCGUUUCCAUUCCGGAAGUCAGUGGGCCGCCCCGUUUCCUUCCGCUUGGCGAUUUAUUUCCUGCCCUGCGUAAGCUCCUCCCCGCGCUUUCUAGUCCCCCGAUUUCCGUUUGACUGUUGUCCAGGCAACGAUAACUUCCGGUUGUGCGUGGUGGGCGGAGUCGAGAUGGCAGAGGAGAGACUAGAGUCGAGAACUCAGUUUCCUGCAUCUGCUGAAUCUCAAAAACCCAGCAAGAAAAAAGCUCCAGAGGGGCCUGUCCUGGAGAAACUGAACUGGCUGAUCCACCUGCACUACAUCCGGAAGGACUAUGAGGCAUGCAAGACUGUUAUCAAAGAACAGCUUCAGGAGACUCAGGGGCUGUGUGAAUAUGCUGUCUAUGUUCAAGCAUUGAUACUUCGCCUGGAAGGAAACAUCCAAGAAUCUCUAGAGCUCUUUCAGACGUGUGCUAUUCUCAGCCCUCAGAGCGUGGACAACCUCAAGCAGGUCGCACGGUCACUAUUUCUUUUGGGAAAACAUAAGGCUGCCAUCGAAGUAUACAGCGAAGCGGCUAGACUCAACCAGAAAGAUUGGGAGAUCUGCCAUAACCUAGGGGUGUGCUACAUGUACCUGAAGCAGUUCAGCAAGGCACAGGACCAGCUGCGCAGUGCGCUCCAGCUGAACAGGCACGACCUGACCUACAUCAUGCUGGGGAAGAUCCACCUGCUAGAGGGCAACACGGACAAGGCCAUCGAAAUCUACAGGAAAGCAAUCGAGUUCUCACCGGAAAACACGGAGCUGCUCACAACACUGGGGCUGCUGUACUUACAGCUUGGAGUUUACCAAAAGGCAUUCGAACAUCUUGGAAAUGCACUGACAUAUGACCCCACCAACUACAAGGCCAUCCUGGCGGCAGGCAGCAUGAUGCAGACACACGGGGACUUCGAUGUUGCCCUCACCAAGUACAGAGUUGUAGCCUGUGCUGUCCCAGAAAGUCCUCCUCUCUGGAAUAACAUUGGAAUGUGUUUCUUUGGCAAGAAGAAAUACGUGGCAGCUAUCAGCUGCCUGAAGCGAGCCAACUACCUGGCCCCCUUCGACUGGAAGAUACUGUAUAACCUGGGCCUCGUCCACCUGACCAUGCAGCAGUACGCAUCUGCCUUCCACUUCCUGGGUGCGGCAGUCAACUUCCAGCCCAAGCUGGGGGAGCUGUAUAUGCUCCUGGCCGUGGCCUUGACCAACCUGGAAGAUACAGAGAAUGCCAAGAAAGCCUAUGAGGAAGCAGUCCGCCUGGACAAGUGUAACCCUUUAGUAAACCUGAAUUAUGCCGUGCUGCUGUACAACCAGGGUGACAAGAGGGGUGCUCUUGCCCAGUACCAGGAGAUGGAGAAGAAAGUCGGCUUCCUCAAGGACAACAGCUCUCUAGAGUUUGACCCUGAGAUGGUGGAGAUGGCUCAGAGGUUGGGAGCUGCUCUCCAGGUUGCGGAGGCUCUGGUCUGGACUAAACCAGUGAAAGAGCCCAAAGCAAAGCACCGGUCCACUUCCACCAGCAAACCUGCUGGUCUCCAGCAGCCUCUGGGCUCCAACCAGGCUCUGGGGCAGGCGAUGUCUUCAGCAGCCUCUUACAGGAAGCUCCCCACAGGUGGAGGAACAACCCCGCUCACAAAGCCACCAUCUCUUCCAUUGGAGCCAGAGCCCACUGAGGAAGCAGGUCCAAUCAAAGCAUCAGAACAAAGAAGAGAGCUGGGCAUGGUGGUUCAAGCUUGUCAUCCCAGCACUCAGGAGGCUGAGGCAGGAGGAUCACCGCUAGCACCAUGGCUGGAGGGUGGACAUGAGCUGUGCGUGAAGUUCUUCACGACCGGGUCUGCUCUGACACCCAGAAGGCAGCCAACCAAGAACACCCCUCUUGGGUCCCCAGAUCUGACACAUAGCAGGUGCAUGAUGGACGGGCUUUCGUCCUUAGCAAGUCACUUCUGUGUCAGCGUGGCGGCUGUGCUGUGUGGAAUGGGAUCAGUUACUAAACCUGGGAAGGUUACUGAACAGGUUUCAGAAUGA
Messenger RNA from Fukomys damarensis (Damara mole-rat), 2151 nucleotides. RefSeq names its product Bardet-Biedl syndrome 4 (gene Bbs4). Lineage: Eukaryota; Metazoa; Chordata; Mammalia; Rodentia; Bathyergidae. Gene Ontology annotation, molecular function: protein binding. Bases 289 to 2151 code for a protein of 620 amino acids. The record is from RefSeq and is a predicted model, not a curated record. Gene Ontology annotation, biological process: cilium assembly; protein localization to cilium. Gene Ontology annotation, cellular component: ciliary basal body. The transcript has 17 exons.